CUUCUAAUGACAUACGCUCAGGCCAAAUCGCUUCCAAGAACUAGGAUGUGGAAUCAUUGAUCAUUACCAUGCCAUGGUUAUAGUCGGCCGUGUGAUUAAGUCGCUAUCGCUUUUCCACACCCUUUGACUCAUGUAGGAGCCAGUGAUAAUCUCAGCAAGUCUUGAGUCUUUCCUACCAAGAAUUUCAUCCUUGGUUGAGACUGUCCCAUCAGGAAACGACUUGCCGCAACCCAAAUGUUUUGUGAGUAACCUUUAACCAAUUUGAUCAGCAGGUACCGCGAUGACGCAGAGCAAUGAGCCACUCAGUUUGCGCAAUACGCAACUUCUCCAUACACACCAAAGUGUUCUCGAAUGAAAAAUGUAUACCCAGCGGAAAUUCUGCAAGCAAAACUUGGAAAGUGUUGAGAAGAUACGCGACUUUUCGACGUAGAUCGUGGACCGUGGAACGAGAAACGCACCCGCAGUUUUAAUGUCUUUACCAAUUCGCCCGAGUAUCCUAAGCGAUUCACGAGUGCUAACAUACGAUUUUAGCAAUGAAUCGCCAACAGGGAAGUUUGGAUUCCACAUCGAUAGUAGGUAUCUUGUUGUGCGAAUGGUACUUUGAAUUUGACGCGGGAAUGUAGCUUUCCAGGGAAAUAUUCGCAAUCACAACCGAUGGUGCGAUACUUGGGAAUAGUACUUCAGCCGCAACUUACACUACCUCAUGCAAUUAGAGCGCUCGAUACAUGGUGAAGAUCCGGAGAUGGAUGCCCUGUCCGCGGACAUUAUGAGAAAGGUAGUUUCUCGGCUCCUUCGUCCGAUGGAAAGUGGUGGUAACAAGAUCGAACCUGUACUGUUACACGGCGACAUGUGGCAUGCUAAUGUCAGUGUCGACAGGAAGAUGAGAAACUCGAUUUUAUAUGAUCCCGGAUGCCUUUUUGGGCAUCAUGAGUACGAAGUGGCGCCGUGGCGCGCUGCGAGGUAUGCUUUCAACAAAAUGCACCUGGAUGCGUAUCUUGAGAUCGUUGCUCAAAUGAUUCGGCUGGGUCUGCAUCUUCUAAAUCUGCAGAGUAAGGUCGAGACAGUGAAGCACUGAUGUGAGUUAGCGUCAACAAGGCUACUUUCGGUUUGUCAGUGUGAAGUCUCAAGACUGGUCUCUUUGCCUGAUUCGAUGGCGAUAGCCCUUGGUGGACAAGCAGGCCUCGCGCGUGAAGUCGCGUGCUGUGGCACAUGCUGUCCAGUCAUGCAAGACGCAUGCGCGGGUAUACCAUGCCAUAGCGAUGAUUGCGGCGUAGUUAGCACGCGUCGUCGCUGUGAUGUCGCG
This is a messenger RNA of Alternaria rosae, 1303 nucleotides long. RefSeq lists its product as uncharacterized. The record is from RefSeq and is a predicted model, not a curated record. The transcript has a single exon. Lineage: Eukaryota; Fungi; Ascomycota; Dothideomycetes; Pleosporales; Pleosporaceae. Bases 704 to 1075 code for a protein of 123 amino acids.